Molecule: messenger RNA, 2101 nt
Organism: Solanum tuberosum (potato)
Lineage: Eukaryota; Viridiplantae; Streptophyta; Magnoliopsida; Solanales; Solanaceae
Product: leucine-rich repeat receptor protein kinase EMS1-like
Exons: 4
Molecular function (GO): protein binding
Source: RefSeq, a predicted model, not a curated record
AUGAGAAGAAGUUGCGAUCUUCUCAUUGCUCUUGCGGUUUUCAUUCUGCUCCAUACUUCACUAUCUACUAUUCCCAAUAUUAGUACUGAUGAAGCUGCUCUUCUUGCCUUCAAAUCGCACAUUUCUUCUUUUGAUCCUAACAAUAUCUUAGCAGCCAACUGGUCUUCUUCCAGACCAGUUUGCAGCUGGAUUGGCAUCACUUGUACCUCCCAACACCAUAGAGUUGAAGCUUUAGACAUUUCUAACAUGCAACUUUAUGGUACCAUUCCUCCACACCUUGGAAACCUCUCAUUUCUCAGGUUGAAACUGAUCUUGGUCAGAAGUAAUAACUUUACUGGUGCCAUUCCAACAUUUCUAAGUCUGUUACCAAAUCUUCGCAUCGUGCAUCUUUCGAGUAACCAAUUUUUCGGUGAAAUCCCAUCUUCCCUUUCCAAUAUAACACAGCUGCAAGUGUUGGAUAUAUCCAAAAAAUUUCUUGAAGGAGAGAUCCCUCAAGAACUCGGUGAUCUUCAUCACAUGACUUUGUUCAAUCUGGAAAAUAACCAGCUUACUGGCUCUAUACCACCAUCAAUCUUUAACAUUACAACAAUGAAAAAGAUUGGUCUCACCUACAAUAAUCUUACGGGUAAGCUUCCAGCAACUAUAUGUGACCAUCUUCCAAACUUGGAAGAGCUUCACCUCUCAGCCAAUCACAUACAUGGCGUUAUUCCACCAAACAUAGGAAAAUGCAGAAAGCUCCAAAUCUUGUCAUUAUCUAGAAAUGAGCUCACUGGAACUGCACCAAGAGAGAUAGGCAAUUUAACGGCACUUACAAGCUUAUACCUUGGAACUCUGCAUCUGGAAGGAGAGAUUCCAGCAAGUAUUUCUAACAUGUCAGAACUGCAGAACCUAGGAUUUGCAAGAAACAGGCUUUCAGGAGAGAUACCAAUGGAACUAGGUUAUCUUCAGAAACUACUGUUUCUGUCAUUAGACACAAAUGAGUUGACUGGUUCUAUCCCUGCAAGCAUUUUCAACAUGUCAGCACUGCAGAUCUUAGGAAUUGCAGAAAACAGGCUUUCAGGUACUCUACCUUCAGAUUUAGGUCGUGGAAUGCCCAACCUAGACGGAUUCUAUUGUUAUCAGAAUAGUUUGAGUGGUUUUCUCCCUGCUUCUAUCUCAAAUUUUUCAAGACUCAGAGUACUUGAACUCUCUUAUAACAGUUUCACAGGCCCAAUUCCUGAAUCAAUUAGUGACUUAGAAUACAUUGAGGUUUUGAACUUAGGGGCGAAUAAUUUUGUCAGCAAUUCAGCAUUGAGCUUCUUGACAUCUUUGGCAAACUGUAGGAAACUGAAAGAAAUCACUUUUGCCGAGAAUCCCUUGGACGGUUUUUUGCCUGCCUCCAUUGGAAAUUUCUCUGAUUCUCUGCAAAUUUUCCAAGGAUGGUAUUGUAAACUGAAAGGCUUCAUUCCCGGAGAAAUUGGCAAUCUUACCGGUGUGAUAAAGAUGGAUUUGUCACAAAAUGAGUUGACUGAAUAUAUUCCAAAAUCCAUCCAAGGCUUGUCGAACCUUCAAGAACUUAACUUAGGUGGCAACAUGAUAAAAGGAAUCAUACCAGAUGUUAUCUGCAAUUUAUAUAAUCUUGGAGCAUUAAAUUUGUCAGGAAAUCAAGUUUUUGGUUCCAUACCACCAUGCUUAGGGAACAUUACCAGUUUGAGGUAUCUUUAUCUAGCUAACAACGGGCUGAAUUUGAGCUUACCUUCAAGCUUGUGGACUCUUCAAGAUCUCAUAGAAUUCAAUGUUUCGUCCAAUUUAUUAAGUGGGAAAGUUUCUAUGGAGAUUGGAAAUUUAAAGGUUGCAACACUAGUUGAUCUGUCAAAAAAUGAUUUUAGUGGUAAGAUCCCUAGCACGCUAGGGGCUCUGGAUAGAUUGAUGAAAUUUUCUCUAGCACAUAAUAAAUUAGAUGGGCCUAUUCCAAAUUCAUUUGGCAAAAUGCUGGCCUUAGAAUUCUUGGAUUUGAGCAAUAACAAUCUUAGUGGUGAAAUUCCAAAGUCAUUAGAAGCUCUCGUGUAUCUCAAAUACUUGAACUUCUCAUUUAAUGAACUCAGUGGAAAGAUUCCCACAG